Messenger RNA from Rotaria sordida, 1859 nucleotides. The record is from the annotation of a GenBank genome assembly. Lineage: Eukaryota; Metazoa; Rotifera; Eurotatoria; Philodinida; Philodinidae.
CAUAUUUUAUGUUAGAAGACCACGACGCACUAAAAGAAUUUCAUAAAACAUAACAGAAGACAUAUGAGUUCUUUCAAAUUUUAUGUCGAAAAUUUUGCUGACUUUAUGAAAUUCAGCACAACGAAACUUUGUUUUUCAGUUACAAGUUUAUUUUUGCAUUAUAGGAAAGAAUAAGUAUGAAUAAAAAUAAAUCUUGAUAUUUAUAAAAUGAAGAUAGAUGAAUUAUUUAUUUUUGAAAAUUAAAGAAUAAAGAAAGAUUUGUUCUGUUAUAGAUAAAUAGACAAAUACAUAGUAUAACAACUGGAUAUGUGAAGCAAUAUUCUUUCUUGCCAUGAAUAUCACUUCGACAUGUUUUAUUAUUAGAUAAUCAAGCGAGUGCAUGAAAAAAAGAAUAUAUAUGCAAAAAAAACUUUUUGCAUAGUUCAUAUCAUCUAUGGGAUUUAUUGUUGGAAAAAUAAAAAAAUUUCCGAUGUUUAUUUUAUUAAUAUAAAAAUUGUACUUAUAUUUAUAAAAUAAAGUAAAGAAAAUGUGACCCUAGUAAAAAAUAAAUAUUGUUUUGCAACUAAAAUUACUUUCUUCUUUUUUCUAGGAUGGGGUUUAGUCACUAAAAGCACCUGAGAAUAUCAUUAUUAUAUUAAAACUUAAAAUCUUGCAAUAGACAUACUCACUUUAUAAGUAUUAUUCUACUCUGUCUACGCCCUAUGUCCAGUUCUUAGGGCAGGUCAAGAAAAGAAAUACUCUGCGAGAGUCUCUUAUCCAAGACUUGUCUGUGAACAGAAUUUUAGAUGGAAAUCUUAUAACCAAGAUUUCAGGAAUGGUCUAAUCCAGAAAAAGAAAAUUUCAAUAUAAGAAUAUCAUAGUAACAGAAAAACUGAUUUUGCAAAUAUUGACGGUUUUAAUGAGAGAAUAGUUUAUUGUGAAAGUGCCACAUCUUUUCAUUUGGUUCUCUCUUGAAAUUCGAAAUUUGAAAAUUAUUUUUUUCUGUUAACACAACAUUCAUUUGAAAAUAUUCUUUUAAUUUAGUUUUCAUUAAACCUAUACUAAUUAGCAAUCAUUUCAUCAUCAUCUGCUGAAACAAAAUAUUCAUACAAUAACUAUUCGACAAUUGAUUAUUUAUUUUAUUUGGUUCAUGUUAUAUAUCAAAUAUAAGUAGUGAUCAAUCCAUAGAAUAUAGUGCAAUGCGAUAGUAAAAUAAACAAAAAAAAAACGAAUUUGAUCUAUUCUGUUUUUUUUUGUUUUCUAUUUUAGUUUUUAUUGAACUCGAUUUACUUGUUCAAUUACCUCUAAUUCGUGUUAAUUAUAGUUGAUUAAAUGCUGAUGAAUUUUCGUUAUAUUUUUAAUCUUUUCGUUUAUUUUUUAAACAGCAUUUUCUUACUCAUAUAAUCUAUUAACUGGAAAUGAUUGAAGAAACUAUGCCAAAUUAUGAUAUAUCAUCACAUUUUGUUUUAUUGUAUUGCUAAAUUUUUUGUUAUAUUAUCAACAUAAUAGAUUUCAUUCAAGACAAAUUAUUCAAGUGAAAGAUUUAAUAAAACAUUGUGAUUAGUUAAUAGCAAGUGGACAUGAACUUGAAACACAUGCUUUAGCACUAUUCGAAUUGGUUGUUUUUAAUGUAUUUUUUGUUGAAACAUUACUUAAACCAGCUCGAUAUAAUAAAGUAAUUGUUCGAAAUGAAGGUAAUAAAUGGAAACGUUUUUCACGACAAAUUGUCGAUGUACUUCUUGUUCAUCUUACUAUUGGUUUAUCUAAGGAUCAAUCACUUUUGGAUAUUUAUUCAACACAAUUAACACUAUUUGAUGUUGUAUCAUCAUUUGAAUUACGACCAAUUGAUCCAUUUGUUGUCGCUUUUCGAGCAUCAACAA